UGAAAUUCGACUCGUUAAAAAGGACGACGGGGACGUUUUACUCAUAAAAUGUCCGUGUAUUUUGUGACUCGAGUCGUUACGCGGAGAGGAGCCUGAAUCUCUCAGAAGCGAGCCUGAAGAACGGAAGGCUUCGGUGCUGAUGCUUUCAGACUGAGCUUUUCUGAAGGGCUGUAUCGAUAAACCGUCAGGAUGAAAUUCACCGAGCACCUGUCGGCUCACAUCACCCCGGAAUGGAGGAAGCAGUACAUUCAGUAUGAGGCUUUCAAGGAGAUGCUCUACUCGGCCCAGGACCAGGCGCCAUCGGUCGAAGUCACUGAUGAAGACACAGUUAAGAGGUACUACGCCAAGUUCGAGGAGAAGUUCUUCCAAACCUGCGAAAAGGAGCUGGCCAAAAUCAACACCUUCUAUUCAGAAAAGCUGGCGGAGGCUCAGCGGCGGUUCGCCACGCUACAGAACGAGUUGCAGUCGUCUCUGGACGCGCAGCGGGAGAGCAGCCGAGCUCCGGGUCUGCGCGCCCGCCGCCGCGUCUUCCACCUGUCCCAGCAGGAGCGCCACAAACACCGCAACAUCAAGGACCUGCAGCUGGCCUUCAGCGAGUUCUACCUCAGCCUCAUCCUGCUGCAGAACUAUCAGAACCUGAACUUCACCGGUUUCAGGAAGAUCCUCAAGAAGCACGACAAGAUCUUCGAGACGGCGCGAGGGGCGGACUGGCGAGUCGCCCACGUGGAAGUGGCUCCGUUCUACACCUGCAAAAAGAUCACGCAGCUCAUUUCCGAGACCGAGACUUUGGUUACCACCGAGUUGGAGGGUGGCGACAGACAGAAGGCCAUGAAGAGGCUUCGAGUGCCUCCCUUAGGUGCAGCUCAGCCCGCGCCAGCGUGGACCACGUUCAGAGUCGGACUGUACUGUGGAGUCUUCAUGGUGUUACUGUUCACCAUCAGCAUCGGAGGCAUAGUGGGAACAAAAGGCAAACCGACGAACGGGACGGUGGACGUGUGGCCGCUGGUGCGACUCUACCGCGGCGGCUUCCUUCUCAUCGAGUUCCUCUUUCUGCUGGGCAUCAACACGUACGGCUGGAGGCAGGCGGGGGUCAAUCACGUCCUCAUCUUCGAACUCAACCCCAGGAACAACCUCUCGCACCAGCACCUGUUCGAGAUCGCCGGGUUUCUGGGCGUUCUGUGGUGUGUCAGUAUCCUGACGUGUCUUUAUUCCGACUGGUUACACAUCCCCGUCCAUGCCAGCCCUCUCGCGCUCUACGGCUUCUUCCUGCUGUUCCUCAUCAACCCGUUUAAAACCUGCUACUACAAAUCACGCUUCUGGCUUCUCAAACUGCUGUUCCGAGUGGUCACUGCUCCAUUUCACCGAGUGGGCUUCGCUGACUUCUGGCUGGCCGAUCAGCUCAACUCGCUGGGCGUGGUCCUCAUGGAUCUGGAGUACCUGAUCUGCUUUUACAGCAUCGAACUGGACUGGACCAGCGAGAAUUCCAGCGUUGUCGGUGGGGGCAUGUGUAACACGUACUCUUACGGAGUCCGCGCCGUUAUCCAGUGUCUGCCAGCCUGGUUCCGGUUCGUCCAGUGUCUGAGGCGGUACAGGGACACCAAGCGUGCCUUCCCUCACUUGGUCAACGCUGGGAAAUACUCCACCACCUUCUUCGUGGUGAUCUUCACAGCGCUCUACAAAACCCACAAAGCGGACAGCCACCCGGACAGGGAGAUUUUCCUCUACCUGCUGAUUGCCUGCUCCAUCAUUAACUCCUGCUACACGCUCAUCUGGGACCUGAAGAUGGACUGGGGGCUGUUCGACCGCAACGCCGGAGAAAACGCGCUUCUCAGAGAGGAGAUCGUCUACCCACAGAAAGCGUAUUAUUAUUGUGCCAUAUUAGAAGACGUGAUCCUGCGCUUUGCCUGGACCAUUCCUCUUUCUAUCGGGGUGCUGAAGGUCUCGGGCGGACCCACUCUUGACAUCAUAGCCACUGUUCUCCCACCGCUGGAGGUCUUCAGGCGCUUCGUGUGGAACUUCUUCCGUCUGGAGAACGAGCACCUGAACAACUGCGGUGAGUUCAGAGCGGUGCGCGACAUCUCGGUGGCUCCACUCAACGCGGACGACCAGACCCUGCUGGAGCAGAUGAUGGACCAGGAGGACGGGGUCAGGAACCGUCAGGGCAAGAAGAACUGGAAGAGGAGCUACAGCAUGUCACUGAGACGACCUCGCCUGGCCUCCCAAUCCAAAAUGCGCGACACCAAGGUCCUGAUCGAGGACACGGACGACGACACCUGACCUCCGCUUCCCUGUCAGGGCUCCUUAAACCCUUGAAACGGACCGGAGUCUCUUCAGGGGCCUUUAACUUUCCACGGCUGUUCGAGUAGUCCAUCACAAAGCUGCCUAUCCACACACACACACACGGUCUCAGAGACGAAGCAAUCACAUUAUCCUCACUAGCACAGGAACAGCCACCGACGUUUUCUUAGUUUUAUCGUUACUGCCUUGAAUAUUGACGUGGAAAAAUCAUCAAACUGUGUAAACUGCUUGUAUGUAUGUUGACGUACCGCAGGGAUCUGAGCGUGAUAAUCAACCAUCAGUGACUCCGGAGUCCGGAUACAGACGUUAUGUUAUAUAAGGACGACUCGCCAACAAGACCAUGGACCAUGUCCGAUGAAGACCACGCCUCUGUAUGUUUUUAUGAAGCCUGUAGUGUUCAUGUAGCAGUCCGUGUACAUGUCCUAGCAAUCAUUCGAUGAUGUAUUUGUUCUUUUUUUUUUUUUUUACUUUUUAAGAAUGUACAUGAUAUUGUUAUUUAUGUGAAGGAAAGCUGCCUUGAUCGAUUAACUGAAAAUAUUGUUUGAAGGUGCCGAAGGUGUGUGAACGUCUGCCCCAAGUAUGGAAUGGAGCUUCAUUUGUAUGUAGACAUAGUUCCAAACCCUCAGGUUGCUUUGAUAGGAUGACGGCCAGAAACACCACUAAAAAACGGUGAACUAACUAGCUACGGAUGGGUAACCGAAAAAGCAGGAGUGUAAAUAAAGAAAAAGAACUGUCAGGGAAAGAGUCUCUACACCAAGAGAACAGUACAGGCUUGAACAAUCGACCCCCUAUAGUAAGAGCAUGCUUCUGUGUACAAAUAUCCGUCACAUUACAUAUUUGAUUUGGGCGCCAAGUGUGUACCUUGCCCAACACUUUUAAUAGUAGAUUUUGCCAUGGUGUCCCCCAAGGAUCCAUCCUAGGUCCGGUUAAAAUGAAGUUACAUUCCAAGAGUAACUAAAAAUUAAUAUAUUUACACUCCAGAGAUCGACCCUGUGAUAACAGCUGUAUUUGGGUCUGCUCUGGGAAGGGGGGGGGGCAAGUUUGCUGGCAUGGUUUGGGUCCACUUGUCCCCUUGGAGGGAAGGGUCACUGCAAAUCAAUUCAAAUUCAGAAAGCUUUUUGGACUGCUUAAAAUAAUAGAACAUUUCUGUUCUGAUGGAAGACGUGUCCCCCCCAUUCACAGGCCCCAAGGGGACGUGGAAUUGUUGUCGAUCAUAGGCUAUGACCUUUUUUGGACCUGUGUGUUAGACAGCGCUCUCCACCACCAUUGUCCGUACACUAAUCAAGGAAAGAUCAUUCAGAAGAAUGGUGUUCCAUCUUUCUGAGACACUUCCAGAGACUUGUGGGAUUGAUGCUGAGGCACUUUAAAGCAUAUUGGUGGCUUGUGGUCAUCCGUUUUGUAGCUAGCUAGUUCACUGUGGCGAACGCCUACUUGUUUUCUUGUUAUUUGUGUGUUUAAAGCAUGAUGCCAAUGCAAUUUGAACCAGUGCUGCUUCGUUAGAACCUGCCGGAGAUCCUUCUGGCAGAGUUUAGCUUGAUGGCUCCUUAUGGAGCACGCCAAAUGGAACAUUCCUGAACAGCUUUGUAGGGGUUUUCGUAGGGGGGAGGGGAGCAAAGGCCUGUCAGCAGGUCAAUGUCAGGUAGAGAUCUGCAAUAUAAGCUGUCUUGAAAGCGCCUUUCUUCUUCACUUGUCUCAUACUUAGCAUUCCCUAGCAUCUUGUAUCCAUUAAUAAAAUGUACAGUCAAUAUAAGCAUAUUUAUUUGUAUAAAUAUCCAGCACAUUCCACUGUAGUGCGGUCGGGUUCUGUGUACGUUUCCUUUCUAGAGGUCUUCCAGAGUCAGCAGAUGCCACCUAGGGGUAGGCAAACACCUUAUUUAUGACCACUUUAAGCCAGACAUGGAGCAUGGACUCGUGGGCGCCUCGGAAACCGACUCCAGCACCUGGAACUCAAGAUUUGGCAGUGGCGUCCCACAAGGCUCAAUCCUAGGUCCGAUCAAAAUGGACGGUUACAUUGCCAGGAGCACCGGAAGGAAACAGAAAUCCCACUGCUGGGUGGAAUUCUGGGUAUUUCCAUCGUGGUUCAGAGGAGCUGGGCUACUCCCGCCCUGUAGGAACUUUAGAUUCACUUCAGUGCGUCUGCAAUAAUGGGAAGGCUCCUCUUCAGACAUCAUGUCCUGUACUACUGUCCCAAGUUAAAGCUUGGACCAAAAAUGCUUUCUUUGUAUCGUGUAAUUUUGUUUCACAGUUAUUUGGACAGAGAAAUGAACUUACGCCGUUCGUUUUGUUCGACGUUGUGCGUGUCGUGUUUUUCUGCUCUGCUUUUUUUUAACGCUUUGAGUUUGAAUGGAGUCUGCAUACUGUUAAAACCAUCCCAUUUGUGACCGGCGCUAACCAAAUAAAAAAUAAAACAUU
This is a messenger RNA of Trichomycterus rosablanca, 4710 nucleotides long. RefSeq names its product xenotropic and polytropic retrovirus receptor 1b (gene xpr1b). Gene Ontology annotation, biological process: phosphate ion transport; cellular response to phosphate starvation. The coding region runs from base 190 to 2277 and encodes 695 amino acids. NCBI's taxonomy places the organism in Eukaryota, Metazoa, Chordata, Actinopteri, Siluriformes, Trichomycteridae. Gene Ontology annotation, cellular component: cytoplasm; Golgi apparatus; plasma membrane. The record is from RefSeq and is a predicted model, not a curated record. Gene Ontology annotation, molecular function: inositol hexakisphosphate binding. The transcript has 15 exons.